Molecule: messenger RNA, 1074 nt
Organism: Dendroctonus ponderosae (mountain pine beetle)
Lineage: Eukaryota; Metazoa; Arthropoda; Insecta; Coleoptera; Curculionidae
Product: transcription initiation factor TFIID subunit 9
Exons: 4
Coding region: 161-865 (234 amino acids)
Biological process (GO): RNA polymerase II preinitiation complex assembly; DNA-templated transcription initiation
Cellular component (GO): SAGA complex; transcription factor TFIID complex
Molecular function (GO): transcription coactivator activity; RNA polymerase II general transcription initiation factor activity; protein heterodimerization activity
Source: RefSeq, a predicted model, not a curated record
GUUAUUAUAUCCACUAACAGAUAACAUGCAUAUCACAUAACAUAACCUAAUAAAUUACCGUUAUUUGCAAGUAAUAUUAUGUAGUCUGUGGUUGUUUGUUUGGAGAUUUUCUAUAAGGAUUGCCAAAUACAAAUAUUGAUUAAUAAUUGAAGAAGGCACCAUGAGUGAAAAGGAAAAGUCAGAUAAGGGUAAGAUGUCCCAGCCCAAGAACAUGCCAAAGGAUGGACAAGUGAUUUUGGCCAUAAUGAAAGAAAUGGGAAUAACAGAGUACGAGCCCAAAACCAUAGUUCAAUUAACCGAGUUUGUCUACCGGUAUGCCUCCUCUAUAUUACAAGAGGCUCGAAUGUAUGCCAAUAAUUCAAGCAAGAAAACUAUCGAUGUUGACGAUAUUCGACUAGCGAUUAAAUUUUCUGCAGAAUCUACUUUUACCACGCCACCACCUAGGGAGGUUGUUCUUGAGUGUGCAUCAGUUAAAAAUUACUCACCCCUACCUACAGUAAAGCCUCAUUGUGGACUGCGGUUGCCCCCGGACCGUCAUUGCUUGGCCUCCUGCAAUUACACGUUGAAGACUAGCCAAAAAAGGCUCCCCGCGAAAGGAAAUUUUGUAUCAGCUUCUCCAGGUUUCAAAAUGUCCUCGAAGUCGAAUAUUAGUUUUGUAAGGAAGCAAAAUCCUACAAUAGUACGACAAAACGUCGGUAUUCCGAAACCUACGAUGAAAAUUAGCGGCAAUCCAGUGCCAACCGUGCUGAAACCGAAAAUUCAAAUUACUCAAAAUGUACAGAUAGCUAGCCCAGGCUCAUCAGGUCUUAUGCACCUGGGGGAAAACCCUUUGAAGAGGAAAAGGGAAGAUGACUCUGAUGUUUAACAAUAUUAGUGAUGACGGAAAUUACAAUAUAAUAACUUUUAUACACACGAAAAUUAUUAUUAAGCUUAUUGGAAGUUUUCAGGAUUUUGUUUUUGUAGUUUUGCACUUGGCCUAUUUUAGUUAUUAUAAGUGAAUGUAAUUAAUUGAAUUGUUUUCCUUUAAAUACGCGCUUGUGUAUACUUAUGCCGAUUAAAAAUUAAACAGUUGCA